Vigna umbellata (rice bean) is the source of this 1982-nucleotide messenger RNA. Its product is annotated as peptidyl-prolyl cis-trans isomerase FKBP62-like. Gene Ontology annotation, molecular function: protein binding; peptidyl-prolyl cis-trans isomerase activity. Lineage: Eukaryota; Viridiplantae; Streptophyta; Magnoliopsida; Fabales; Fabaceae. The record is from RefSeq and is a predicted model, not a curated record.
GCAAACAUUCCACUUGCCUGUAGAACUCUCUAGAACCUCUUUCUCAGUACCAAGACUAGAACUCCACUCUCUUCUUCCUCUUCUCGGCGUCAGUGAAAGCGAUGGAAGAAGAUUUCGACAUUCCUGGCGGCGAGGAAAUGGAUCUAGGAGAAGACAAGGUCGGCGAGGAGAGGGAGAUCGGCUCCAACGGCCUCAAGAAGAAGCUCCUUAAGGAAGGUCAAGGCUGGGAAACCCCCGAAGUCGGCGACGAAGUUAAAGUUCAUUACACGGGGACUUUGCUCGAUGGAACGGAGUUCGAUUCGAGCCGCGGCAGGGAUUCUCCCUUCAGCUUCACGCUUGGACAAGGGCAGGUAAUUAAAGGAUGGGAUGAAGGUAUUAAAACAAUGAAGAAAGGUGAAAAUGCUAUUUUUACCAUCCCUCCUGAGCUAGCAUAUGGUGAAUCUGGUUCCCCUCCAACAAUACCUCCUAAUUCUACACUCCAAUUUGAUGUUGAGCUACUUUCAUGGACUAGUGUAAAGGACAUAUGCAAGGAUGGUGGUAUAUUUAAAAAGAUACUCACUGAGGGAGAGAAAUGGGAGAACCCUAAGGAUUCUGACGAAGUAUUGGUUAAGUAUGAAGCUCGUCUGGAAGAUGGAAAACUGGUAGGAAAGUCUGAUGGAGUGGAGUUCACAGUCAGAGAAGGUCAUUAUUGUCCUGCACUGUCAAAGGCUGUUAAAACCAUGAAGAAGGGAGAGAAAGUGGUUUUGACAGUUAAGCCACAAUAUGGAUUUGGUGAGAAGGGGAAGCCAGCACAAGGUGAAGAAGGUGCUGUUCCACCAAAUGCAUCAUUAGAGAUUACUUUUGAAUUAGUUUCAUGGAAAACUGUUUCGGAAGUAACUGAUGACAAGAAGGUCAUUAAGAAGAUCAUCAAAGAAGGGGAAGGAUAUGAGCGUCCAAAUGAGGGUGCCAGUGUGAAAGUGAAACUAACUGGUAAGCUUCAAGAUGGUACUACCUUUUUGAGCAAGGGCCACGAUGAAGAAGAGAAGCUGUUUGAAUUCACAACAGACGAGGAACAAGUUGUUGAUGGACUUGAUAGAGCUGUAUUGACUAUGAAGAAGGGUGAGGUUGCAUUGUUGACCAUUGCACCUGAGUAUGCCUUUGGUUCAUCAGAGUCUCAGCAGGAGUUGGCAGUAGUUCCUCCUAACUCAACUGUGUUUUUUGAAGUUGAGCUAGUUUCAUUUGAGAAAGAGAAAGAGUCCUGGGAUCUGAAUACUGAAGAAAAACUUGAAGCUGCCAGUAAGAAGAAGGAAGAAGGAAAUGUGUUGUUUAAAGCUGGUAAAUACGCAAGAGCAUCCAAAAGAUAUGAAAAGGCUGUGAAGUACAUAGAAUAUGAUUCCUCCUUUGGUGAGGAGGAGAAAAAGCUAGCGAAGACCUUGAAGGUUGCCUGCAAUCUGAACAAUGCUGCUUGCAAGUUGAAAUUAAAAGACUAUAAAGAAGCAGAAAAAUUGUCUACCAAGGUGUUAGACCUUGAAAGUACGAACGUGAAAGCCCUCUAUAGAAGGGCCCAGGCAUAUAUGCAGCUAAGUGACUUGGAUUUGGCUGAACUUGACAUUAAGAAAGCUCUUGAGAUUGACCCUAAUAACAGGGAUCUCAAAUUGGAGUACAGAACUCUGAGGGAAAAGAUGAAAGAGAAUAAUCGAAAGGAGGCAAAGUUUUAUGGAAAUAUGAUCAACAAGUUGACAAAGAUUGGUUCCUGAUUGCAAUAAACCAGCUACCAAUAAUGGUAUUGAAUCCGUGGGUACUGACAACGAAAUCUAAAUGGCAUCCAAAAUGGAACGAGAUGCUUGGAUUUGAUCUUCGUGGUAUGGUAUGGUAUGUGCCUACGGAGAUUUGAUGGUUAUUUAUUUUGGAUUUAUUAAUCGAAAGUUGACAUAAUUGACUUACACAAUUAAUGAUUUGUACGAGAACUUCAGUUAGAAAUGUAAUUGAUUGUAUUGUGUUUA